Leishmania major strain Friedlin is the source of this 1878-nucleotide messenger RNA. RefSeq lists its product as hypothetical. The record is from RefSeq and is a predicted model, not a curated record. Gene Ontology annotation, molecular function: zinc ion transmembrane transporter activity. Gene Ontology annotation, cellular component: membrane; Golgi apparatus. The transcript has a single exon. Gene Ontology annotation, biological process: zinc ion transport; transmembrane transport; intracellular zinc ion homeostasis. The coding region runs from base 1 to 1878 and encodes 625 amino acids. NCBI's taxonomy places the organism in Eukaryota, Euglenozoa, Kinetoplastea, Trypanosomatida, Trypanosomatidae.
AUGCUGCAGGAGUUGUGCACGCUGUUGUUCACUCCCUCGCGAGACAAGGGGGUCCGCCGAUGGCAACAGGCCGCCAUCGCGUUUUCCGGAUUAUGGGGCAUAAGCAUCUUUUUCACAAUCUCCACCUCUUUUCUUAUCGCCUCCAUGCAGGCUCUCGUGCUGCUGAACACAGCCGCUUCGCUCACGGCUGCCAUCGUGGCCCAGUCUCUGUGCAGCCGCGCCGGCACUCAGCAGAACUACCCCUUCGGCUUUGGACUGUAUCGUCUAAGCGUCGUCGUGCGUCUCGGCAGCACUGUCUUUCUAGUAUUUGGUUGUGUGGCAACCAUGCUGGAGUCUCUGCACCGCGGCACUCACGGGCACCACUCGAACCCCUUUUUCCUUCUCGCUCUCGGUGGCAUGCAGCUCCUAUCACAGCUGGUCUUCCUCCGUGAUGUUUGCCUCACCGAUCGCGUGACGGGGCAUCGCGGCAUGGCCGGCGCGCACAGCGAGGAUCUUCUUCAUUUGCUCUGUGUUUCUGCGUGCAGGGACAGGCGUGGGAUGGGAGGUGGAGGUUUCUUUGAGGAGUUCCACAGCCCCUCGAGCGCAUGGGCUCAGUCCCAGCCGCCUGGUGAAUCGCCGGUGGCGCACGGCCCCUCUUGUGGCGCACAACGCACUAUGCGCCGCAGUGGUACGCAAAAUGCCGUUUACCUGCUGUGCCCCAUCACGUGCGUCGUCGCCAGCCUGUUGAUGGUCGUGACAGACAGCAGCCUCCCUGACGUGGCCGGGGCGCUGUGGCUGGCCGUCUACUACGCCUACGUCGGAUAUCGGAAUGGACGCGACAUGCUCGACUUGCUGAUGAACAAGUGUGUGACCAACCCGAGGCGGUUGCGCAACUUGGAGCGAUGCCUGCGCAACAUUAAGAUGCUGGACGGUGUGCUGCAGGUGCAGUCAACCGUGUGGUGGAACGUGAACGUCUCGGAGAGUAUGCUGCUGAUCCGUUUACGACUCAUAUCUGGCUCUGAUGCGUGCAGCGUAUCGCAAGCAGCACGCAAGCAGCUGGCUGAGCUUGCGACGUAUGUUUAUGUGGAGUGCUUUCCAGCCAACGGUGUGAACGAUCUCGGGCACAGCACCCAGCUGUCGUGGGGUGCAUCGCUGAUGGGUACGCACGGACACACCAACGGCGUGCACGGUCACAGCCAUAGAGGUGUCCAAGGUCACGAACACGGGCACACUCAUGGCAACGGGCACGACGAUGACAACGGCCACCACAACCACGGCUGCGACCAUUCGCAUAGUCACUUGUUUGCCGGCAAAGGCGAGGUCAGCUUGGCAGCUAGGAGGUGCUCCAAUGAGUUUGGUAACAUCAACGGUGACCCACGAACUGACUCUGUCGGAGCUGAUUUGCCCUACGGAGAGCAGGGGUUUCCUGCAGCAGUGCCUUCCACCGCCUACGCGGGUGGCACACCGACUGCAUUGGCGUUUCCGACACCGCCGGCAGCCACGAGCGGUGGAUUUGAUUCGUCAGCUAAGCGACACAGCCCCGCGAGCGGUGCUCCACCCAUCGGCAGACCGUCUUCAGGGCAGGCGUUGUCCAUGGCAUAUGAUGCGGCGAACAGCAGCGCCACUUUGGCGAUGCCGUCACCAUUUACAGGCUUUCCACAUGGAACAUCUAGGUCGUGCGGUAGGGGCUGCACGAACGCAGGCAGUCGCUUCGCACAGCACGCACCUGGCGACACAGCCGCUGAGGCUGCUGAUUCCCUCAGGAACCCUGCAGCGCCGUCAUCUCGUCUGCCGGCUAUUCCGCCCCCGGUCUUCACGCCGUUUCGAGAUGGAGGUGUGCGUAUCGGCAGUGAUGUGAGGAGAGGCGCACCUCACAGUGGAACCUAUGACCACGUGUGA